UCAGACAGACUUCAGAGACAAGUGCCCCUUUGUCCUUCUCCUCUGUAGGAUUCUCUUGUCUUCUCUUCUCUUCUCUUCUGGUAUUAGCAAAGAUCGAAGAUUCUUUUUACUUUGGAAUUCCUGAAAUUGGGUCAAAAAGAUGGGUAACGCGCUUACGUUUCUCUACGGAAAAUGCUGCAAACCCACAACGACCGACGAGUCUCUCGCUCCUCACAGCGUCUCCGCUUCUACCGUCGGUGUCUCAGCUCUCGCUCACGACCUUUUCAACUUCGAGAACACUUCCCAGGUUCCUCAAGGGCUUGGGAGGUAUGUUCAAUCGUCCAGAAAAGCUCAAGCAAAAUGGUAUAGAAAGAUACUUGAGGCAUGGAAGCAAGCCAAACCUCCACCACAGACAGCAGAGGAAGCUACUAGGCUUGUUACUGAGGUGUUACAAAGGAAUCAGAAAGCUGAUGUUGAGGGACUUUUGUCCUUUUAUGGACUCCCUUUGCCUCACACUCUGGUUGAGCACUCUACUCAAGGAGCUCCUGUGUCUUUGCCUGAAGGGAUUCUUUUCGAAUUUCAAACGCUUCCGGCUUGUGUAAUGGAAAAUAAGGUUGAUCCAAAAGCUGUGGCAGAUGGAGACACCAUCACAGUGUAUGUCAGUACUUCAGAGCCGGUCGUGGCAUCUUCUGUUCCUAAGGAAGUCAAUCUUGCUGCGGUUCAAAGAGCAAAAGCACGCGAGCAGAGGAAUUACCCAAAAGCAGAUGAACUUCACCAAAAGAUCAUUGAUUCUGGUUACAGGGUACUAAAUAUAAAGAAUGAGGAAGUGCUUGCUCGGAAGUUCAGAAUUAGACUAAAGGGAAUAGAUGCUCCGGAGAGCCAAAUGCCGUUUGGGAAAGAGUCACAACAAGGGCUUCUUAAGAUUGUUCAAUGGAAAAGCUUGAAGGUGUUAGUUUAUGGAGAAGAUCAAUAUGGACGAUGCUUAGGUGAUUUAUACUGCAAUGGGAUUUUUGUACAGGAGGAAAUGCUAAAGAAAGGUCUUGCUUGGCAUUACAUAGCUUGUGAUAAACGCACCGUUCUCGCAAAGUGGGAAAAGGAGGCAAGACAGAAACGCAUUGGUUUGUGGGCUUCUUCCAAUCCAGAGAAGCCAUGGGACUGGAGAAAGAACAAUAGGCGUGAAUAGACACAAUUGACUCUGCUUGGAUAUAAACGCAAACUGAAGAAAUCAGCCUUUAAAACAUUCAGAGAGAUUUCAGAUUUAUGAUUAUUGAGGUUUUUUUUUUUUUUUUUUCUAAUUCUACUAGCGCAUUCCAUUGUAAGUGACUAAGUGGUGUGUAACAUUUAUUUGAUAAAACAUUAUUGAACCUAAGUAGAAAAUCUAUAUAAUAAUAAUAAUCCGAAUAAAUGCGACCAA
Messenger RNA from Camelina sativa (false flax), 1393 nucleotides. Its product is annotated as staphylococcal-like nuclease CAN2. Lineage: Eukaryota; Viridiplantae; Streptophyta; Magnoliopsida; Brassicales; Brassicaceae. Gene Ontology annotation, cellular component: cytoplasm. The record is from RefSeq and is a predicted model, not a curated record.